This is a messenger RNA of Notothenia coriiceps (black rockcod), 415 nucleotides long. RefSeq names its product ran-binding protein 9-like. Gene Ontology annotation, molecular function: protein binding. Lineage: Eukaryota; Metazoa; Chordata; Actinopteri; Perciformes; Nototheniidae. The transcript has 2 exons. The coding region runs from base 3 to 278 and encodes 91 amino acids. The record is from RefSeq and is a predicted model, not a curated record.
ACAUGGGCAUCGGCCUGUCCGCUCAGGGUGUAAACAUGAACAGACUCCCAGGUUGGGAUAAGCACUCGUACGGUUACCACGGAGACGACGGUCACUCCUUCUGCUCGUCCGGCACCGGGCAGCCCUACGGACCCACGUUUACAACGGGCGACGUGAUUGGCUGCUGCGUAAACCUCAUCAACAACACCUGCUUCUACACAAAGAACGGACACAGCCUAGGUAAGGAGCACAGAAACAAAGUUCAACAACUUCUGUUCCACUGUACAGUAAUAAUGUGAUUUUUGUUUACAUAAGCAACAAAUGAGCUUUCCUGCUAAAGUCUCUUUCUAAUCUCACGAAAGCUAGCGAUCAUCACCUGGGAGAAUCAGGUCUCCAGACUAACUUUCUAUAUUAGUUACAUUUUUGUGCCUUAUAG